Messenger RNA from Rotaria sordida, 5508 nucleotides. The record is from the annotation of a GenBank genome assembly. NCBI's taxonomy places the organism in Eukaryota, Metazoa, Rotifera, Eurotatoria, Philodinida, Philodinidae.
AUGGCUGACUUUCUUGGACCACAACAACCACCAACAAAAAAAUUUCGUUCGGGUACAAAUUCAAACGAAUCAGAAUUUGAUUAUAAAAUGAUGCCACAAUUUGAUACACCCGAUACAAAUAAUACACAAGAUUUAUUCGAUAUGACAAAUGAUUUUAAUGAUCCUAUUGAUAAUACUCAACAACAACAACAAACAUCUACAUCAACAAAUCAACAACCAAAUUUAUAUCAACAAACACAACAACAACAACAACGAGUUAAUUAUAUUCAACAAACUCGACCACAAUUAUCAUCAUAUCAAACACCAAAUUUACAACGUAUACCAACAAUGCCAACAUCAACUAUUGUUCGUCCAACAAAUGUUAUAUCAAAUGGUAUACAACAACAUUCAACUAUUUAUACUCCACAACAAAUGAUGAAUACAUCUCGACCUGUAUAUCCACGUAUGUCAACAUCACAACAACAACAGCAACCAACAAAUAUAUCAUCAACACUUAUUCGACAACCAUAUAAUACAUCAGGAAUGGUUUCAAUGAAUCAAAAUGUUACACAAAUGAGUAUUGUUAAAGCAAGUGAUCCAAAUAAUAAUAGUGUAUUUGUAACAAAUCCUCAACAAUCAUCAACAUUAAUCGGUUUACAACCACAACAUACAGUGACACAAACAAAUAAAUCAAUAUCAACUAGUUUACCUUCAUUAACACAACAACAAUUAAAUCAAUAUCAAAUUCAACAACAACAACAACAACAACCACAAAUUCAUAUGCAACAACAAAAUUCUCUACAAUCUUAUAAUCUAAGAACUUCAAUGAUGGAUCAAACUUCAACUAAUCCACCAAAUUAUAUUAUAACAACUCAACCUCAACAAGCACCACCACCACCACAACAGCCACAACAAACAAUUAAUAAUAUUCCACCAUCAAAUCAAAUGAUUGUUCAAUCAUCAACUAAUAAUCCUCAACAACAACAACAACAUACUGAAGUUCAACGUAAACAAUUUAUUCAAAAACAACUUGUUUUAUUAUUACAUGCACAUAAAUGUCAACAACGUGAAAAACAAACAAUUAAUGGUGAACCAACACGUCCAAGUACAUGUACAUUACCACAUUGUAGUACAAUGAAAAGUGUUCUACAACAUAUGACAAAAUGUAAUGAUCAUAAAACAUGUACAGUUGCACAUUGUGUUACAUCAAGACAAAUUAUUUUACAUUGGAAACAAUGUAAUAAUCCUCAAUGUCCUAUAUGUCAACCACUUAAAACACCAUCAACAUUAGCAAAAUUAAAUCAAACAACAACAAAUAAUAAUAAUAACAAUAAUAAUAACAAUAAUAAUAACAACAAUAAUAACAACAAUAAUAAUAAUAAUAAUAAUAAUAAUAAUAAUAAUAAUAAUACAAAUAAUCCGACAACAACACCCAUAACAAUAAAUAAAGAAUGGCAAAGACGUGUAACACAAGAAAUGCGUCAUCAUCUUGUACAAAAAAUUAUAACGGCACUUAUACCAAUAACUGAUACAGGUGCUAUGCGUGAUAAACGUAUUAUUAACUUAGCUAAUUAUGCACGACGUGUUGAAAAUGAUACAUUUGAAGUAGCUAAUAAUCAAGAAGAAUAUUUUCAUAAAUUAGCUGAAAAAAUUUAUAAAAUACAAAAAGAAUUAGAAGAUCGUCGAGAAAAAAAACGUUUACAAGAUAUGCAAUUAGCUGCACAAAUAUCAUCAACAACAGGACAAAUAUCAUCAACAAAUGAUUUUAAUAAUAAAAUUCAUUCAAAUUUAGAUACAAUGACCGGUGAUCAGGGUCUACCACCAAAUCGUAUAGCACCAUUAAAUGAUUAUAUAACACCAUCAACAACUGGAAAUAUUCUUCAACAACAAACAAUUAAAUCUGAACCAUUAAUGACAUUAACAAAUCGAACAAUGUUAAAUAAUAAUAAUAACAAUAAUAAUAAUAAUACUUCAACAUCAGGAACAUUUACAAUAACAAAUGUUCCAUCGAAUGAAAAUUUAAAUUUUCUUUUAAAUGGUGAUACAACAAUAAAUAAUACAACUCAUGAUAUUGAUAUGAUGGAUACAACAAGAAAUACUAUUGAUACAAAUCAAUUUAAAACUGAAGCAUUUUCACCAAAAAAUUCUUAUCAACCAUCAACAUUUUCAACAAUUAAAAAAGAAGAAAUUCCACAUGAUAAUUAUUCUCAUUUACCAACAAAUUCAACAACAACAACAACAACAACAACAACAGUAAUGAUUAAAUCUCAUUCAGAAUCAUCAACUAAUGAUGAUAUAAAACCAAAAAUACCACAAAUUGAUGCGUCAAGUAAACAAUUACCUAAACAUCCUGUACAAUUUACACCUGAAGAUUUACGUGCACAUCUUGAACCAAUUAUUCAUAAAAUGAUUGCUUGUGAAGAUUCUAAUCCAUUUCGACAACCUGUUGAUCCAGUUGCACUUAAUAUUCUUGAUUAUCCAACAAUAGUUAAACAUCCAAUGGAUAUAUCAACAAUGCAUAAUAAAUUAUUACAUGGAGAAUAUAAAACUCCAUUACAAUUCUGUGAUGAUGCAUGGCUUAUGUUUAAUAAUGCAUGGCUUUAUAAUAAAAAAACUACACGUGUUUAUAAAAUGUGUACAAAACUUUCCGAAAUAUUUGCUGAAGCUAUUGAUCCUAUUGUACAAUCAUUAGGUUAUUGUUGUGGUCGUCAAUAUGUAUAUUUACCACAAGUUAUGUUUUGUUAUGGUAAUCAAUUAUGUUGUCAAAUACCACGUGAUGGUAAUUAUUAUUAUUAUAACAAUCCAGAACCAUCACGAAUAAAUUUAUCCGGUGAUAAAUAUACAUUUUGUGCUAAAUGUUUUGAUUCAGUUAAAAAUGAAUCAAUAUUUGUCGGUGAUGAUCCAGCUCAAACAUUAGUUGAAAUACCAAAAAAUUUAUUUCUAUCAGCUAAAAAUGAUAUACAAGAACCUGAAACAAUGAUUGAUUGUAUUGUUUGUACACGUCGUUGGCAUCAAGUAUGUGCAUUACAUAUAGAUCAAAUAUGGCCUGAAGGUUUUAUAUGUAAUACAUGUAUAAAUGAAUAUAAUAUAAAACGUAAAGACAAUCGUUAUAUAGCACCAAAAUUAACAGUAACUGAUUUAGCAACACGAUUAGAAAAACGUGUUAAUGAUUUUUUACGUAAUGAAGCUUGUCCUACAGGUCGUGUUACAAUUCGUAUAUUAGCAGCUAGUGAUAAAAUAUGUGAAGUAAAACCACGUUUAAAAAAAUAUUAUCCAAAUCAAGUACCUGAUGGUUAUCCAUAUCGAACAAAAGCUAUAUUUGCUUUUCAAGAAAUUGAAGGUGUUGAUGUUGUUCUAUUUGGUAUGCAUGUACAAGAAUAUGAUGGACGUUGUCAAGCACCAAAUACACGACGUGUUUAUGUAUCUUAUUUGGAUUCAGUACAUUUUUUUCGACCUAAACAAUAUCGUACAGAUGUUUAUCAUGAAAUUUUAAUUGGAUAUUUGGAUUAUGCUAAACAACUUGGAUAUGUUUAUGCACAUAUAUGGGCAUGUCCACCAAGUGAAGGUGAUGAUUAUAUAUUUCAUUGUCAUCCACCUGAACAACGUGUACCAAAACCAAAACGUUUACAAGAUUGGUAUAAAAAAAUGCUUGAUAGAGCUAUUGUUGAACGUGUUGUUAUUGAUUAUAAGGAUAUUAUGAAAGAUUGUUUGGAUAAUCAAGUACAAACUGCUCUUAAUAUUCCAUAUUUUGAAGGUGAUUUUUGGGCAAAUAUUAUAGAAGAAAGUAUUAAAGAACUUGAUCAAGAAGAAGAAGAUCGAAGGAAACAAGAAGUUGAAGCAGCACGAGCAAUGGAAGAUGGAGGUUUAGAGGAUCCUAUUGAACCAGAAGAUCCAACAGAAAUUUCUGAUAAACGUAAAUCUGCGAAUACAUAUAAAAAGAAAAACUUGAAGAAAACAACUUCAAAUCAACGAAAAGUAGCAAAAAAACAAAUGUCAAAUUGUACUGAUUUAAUAUCGAAAAUAUUUUCAACUAUGGAAAAACACAAAGAGGCAUUUUUUGUUAUUCGUCUUCGUAAUCCAAUAGCAUCAUGUCCAGCUGUAAAUGAUACUGAUGCACUUAUUCAAUGUGAUCUAAUGGAUACUCGAGAUGCAUUUUUAAAUUUUGCUCGUGAUAAACAUUAUGAAUUUUCAUCAUUACGUCGUGCAAGAUUUUCCACAAUGGCUUUAUUAUAUGAAUUACAUACAUCAACAACAGAUAAAUUUACAUAUAAUUGUAAUACAUGUCGACAACAAUGUGAUAUACGUUAUCAUUGUACAAUAUGUGAAGAUUUUGAUCUAUGUGAAAAAUGUUAUAAUAUUGAACCAAAACAUGAACAUAAAAUGGAACGUUCUGUUCCAUCAAUCGUUGAAGAUUGUGAUCAAAAUUCUUCAAAUCCUAAUGGUAAAUCUCUAGCUAGUUCACAAUUACAACGUCAACAAUCAAUGCAACGUUGUAUUGAAGCAUUAUUACAUGCUGUUAAUUGUCGAAAUGCUAAUUGUGUUAAUCGUAGUUGUUUUCGUUAUAAACGUGUUAUACAACAUACAAAAGAAUGUAAAGGAAAAAAUAGUCAAUGUAAUGUAUGUAAACAAGUUAUAUUUCUUUGUUGGUAUCAUGCAAAAAGUUGUAUGGAUCAAAAUUGUCAAGUUCCAUUUUGUACGAAUUUAAAAUCUAAAAUACAAAAACAACGAGCAACUAGUUUACAAACAGAUAGACGUCGUAUGCAAGCUAUGAUGCAACAAAGAACUAGUACAAUCCAACCACAAUCACAGCCACAAGUAUCAAUUCCUUCAUCCCGUUCUGAUUCAAUAUCAAAUUCUUCUCAUAUAUCUACUUAUGAUUCCUCAUUAUCAAAUUCAACAAUAAAUAAUACUUCAACAGGUAAACCAUCAGUAACACUUAUUCGUACACCUCAACAGCAACAAAAUUGGCAUAAUCAAUCUCCACAACCAACAUAUAUCAUGUCACAAAAACCAAGUAGUGGUAAACCACUUAAUAAUUUAUCUCAACAACAACAAUCGCCAAAUCAAUUAAAUUUAUUAAUUAAUCGAGUUAAACAAGAUUCAUCAAUGGAUGAUCAACAAGUAACAGAUAUCAAUGGUCAAAAUCAACAACCACAACCACAGCCACAACCACAACCACAACCUAUGUUUUCAUCAUUAUUAAAUAAAACUCCAACUAAUCGUUUAUCAUCAACAUUUAUUCAACCACAACAAUGGUAUUCAACUACACCUCAACAACAAUUUAAUCCACCACCUAAUUAUACAACAGCAACACGUGCUCGUUAUACACCUAUAAUGCAACAGCAAACUCAAAGUCAACCAUCACCACAAACAUUAAUAGCACCAUUAAGAUCGAAUUCUUCAACACCACCACCAUCAACUUAUAUAACACGAACAAGUUCAACACCAAAUCUAACUCGACCACCAUUAAUACGACCUUCUCAAUAUUCUACUCAGCAACAACAACAACAAGAUCCAUCUGUACGUUAG